Drosophila obscura is the source of this 2657-nucleotide messenger RNA. RefSeq lists its product as uncharacterized. NCBI's taxonomy places the organism in Eukaryota, Metazoa, Arthropoda, Insecta, Diptera, Drosophilidae. The record is from RefSeq and is a predicted model, not a curated record. The transcript has 5 exons. Bases 486 to 2429 code for a protein of 647 amino acids.
ACUGAAAAAUUACAGUAGCAGAACAACGACAGCACCAGCACUACUCAGAACAUAACACCGAAAAAAAGUGAGCGAAUUAAAAUAAAUCGCAAAAAGUGCGAGCACACAUUUAUUCGCUUUGUUUUGGGGAAAAAAAAAACAAAACAACUGCAAAUGUGCCUGCACUGCUGCUGCUGCCCACAUUCCAGCAAACAACACACACAACACGACAAAUCGCAGCUAUAAAAGCCUAAUACAGUCUUUGUCUUAAAGCGAGACUCGAAUCCAGUGCGAAGCUGGCCGGAGAGACUCACAAGUGACAAGAGACAAGCAGAGUAGUGUCCAGCAGGAAACACUGGCAAUCAGUGCAACGGAACUGGCUUCCUGCCUUCCACGCAGAGUGUGAGGAAAUUGUGAAAAAAAGAAAUAUAUAUAAAAAUAAGAGUCGAGGAAAUCCCCCUAUUUGCUGCUAUCAGCAAAUCACAGCACAGAACCGACGAACCAAGAUGGCGGCAGCGGCGUCGGCAGCUGUCCAGGGCCACAGAGCCAUGGAUGUGGUCGUUUUCGUUAUAUUGCUAGCCCUGGCCACACUGGGGGGAGUCGUCAGCCUAAAACGCACACCCAUGCUGCAGGUGGAUGCCCUGCGCACCGAGUACAUAAGCCUGGAGCGGGAUCUCUGGGAGUAUCUGGAGAAGACGGCCAACAGCCAGAACAACAAGGAAACGCAGCUGCGCAAGAUCUUUGUCUCGCAUCGCGAUUUCAAUGCGAAACCCUUCAUGGAUCACUCCUUUGAGGUGCAGCGCUAUGAGAUCCUUAAACACUACGAAUGGUCGGUUCUGGAGCGAGAACUGGAGCAUAUAGGCCAACUGUUUGACGAGUAUAAGGAGACAUUGUCGAAGCAGAACAACAGUGCCCAGCUGGAGGAGCGUGAUAUUCUCGAACUAGCCCAAAAUGUUUUUCGCGAGAGUAAUACUGCACGCAUCCUGCAGGAGAUACACCGUGUGAUGGUCCAGCAAACACUCUACUACAGAGCCAUGGUGGCCUCCACAAACGAAAUAUGCAACACCCAGCAAUCGGCGCAACAGUUUGUGUAUUCACUUUAUGCGGACAUCGCUCUGACCGAACUGAAGGCCUACACCAUGAUGGAGUUCUCGUGGAUGAUGCUGCGCGUCUAUGGCAAGGGAAAUUUCACACAGGAGGCCGAACUGAUGCGCACCGACUAUGAGCGACGCACGGAGCGAACACUGAAGCUGCUCAAGGAUGUGAUGACGCGGGCCGAUCGCAUUGUUUGGCGCUGUGAUCCCAAGAAGCAUGUGGCUGGCGUCACCUACGACGAGGUGACGCGCUUGCUUCAGGGCUACAUCGAGAACGAGGUGGAUCUGAACAAUGAGGAGACAUGCCGCGAGACCUGCUCCUUCUACCAGUCGACACGCAGCGAAGGCUGCUUCAAGGAUCUCUACUGCGCCCGUCAGCCCAAGUGCUCGGGACGUUUGUACAACUGCCAGUUUGUCGAUUCGGACAUGUGGGUGUGCCCCUCAUCCAAGAACAGCACCAGGCGGUACGAGUACAUCGAGUACGAGAACGGACGAACGCUGGGCAAGCGUUCGAAUUGUGUGCGCGGCACAACCAAAGUGGACAGCUGGUGGCGCUACCUCUUCUGGCAUUGCAGCUACUGCUUCUGCAUGUGCGACGAGCAGGGUCUCAAGUCCGAUCGUUUCUUCAAUCUGCGCGAGGCCGUGUCCGAUGUGAAGCGCAACAGGGUCGUGACUGGACUGCGUUUUGUGAAGAAGAAUCGAAUCUUCCAUCUGCAGAUACAGGAGGGAGAGCUAUUGCCGCGCGGCGGCAUCAAUCACACGACACUGUCGUGGAAGCCCGUGGAGAAUUAUAACAUCUUUGACAGGGACGUGAAGAAGGGCACCGACUAUCACACGCUCAGCUAUGAGAGCCGCUCCAUUGAUCUGGACGAUGUCAACACGGAUGACAAUAGCUUUGUGGUAACGGGCGUGCGUUUUCGUGUGGUUGGGGCCCAUCUAAAUCUGGAGGCAUGCUACAGCGAAUUCGAUUUCAAGACGGGCCAGCUACAGCAGCCGGAGGUGAACAGCUACUGGAAGUCCAACGACAACACCGAUGUCAGCGGUGACAGCAAGACGCGCAGGGAAAAAGUGAGCCUUUCGAAUGCGGACGUAUCCACUCGUACCAUCACCUACUCGAUACCUCAGUCACGCCACAACCAGUAUAUCGAGUUCACCAACACGGACCUGGAUAAGGAUGCGGCCCAAAGCACAGUGCCGUUCAUGGAUGUUCAGGAUGUGAUAUCGAAUCCUCCAGUGCCGCUGUCGGGUAUUGGCAUCUACUACAAGGGUCGCAACGGCUAUGGCGGCUUCCUGGGGCCCAAGAUCAUCACCUAUGACUUUACGCCCCAUGUCCAGGUGCCCAAGAACAAAUAUUAGGGGAUGACUCUAAGCAGAUCGGAUCGGAUCGGUUCGGAUCACAUAUUUCCAUAGCUUUCUUAGUUGUACAACCUACCUAACUACUACCCUCCCCUCUACCCCACAAAAUAUACCUUUUGCAAUUAAUUUUGUGUAGUCCUAGUAGUGUGAGGAUUCGAAUCAGACACCAGAGAAUAUAAACUAAAUAAUAUUGGAAUUAGCCAUAAAUAAAGAGAACAAAACAAGCCA